Carica papaya (papaya) is the source of this 3503-nucleotide messenger RNA. The record is from RefSeq and is a predicted model, not a curated record. NCBI's taxonomy places the organism in Eukaryota, Viridiplantae, Streptophyta, Magnoliopsida, Brassicales, Caricaceae.
CUCGAAUUUGCUUGUUUGUUUGGUAGUUGAACAAACAAGCAAAGAAGGACAAACACUUGAAGACGAAUGUGUCUGUUAUGGAAAUGAACUUCGAAUAGCUAAUUUUGACUCAAUUCACAGUAGGGUUUUUACGUCAUUGCAGAGUCGUCAUUGUGAGAGUUGAAGCUAAUCGAAGAUGGCUGUUGAAGGAGAUGCUGAGCAGGAAUACGUGCCGCAGAAGAAGAAAGAAAAAUCCGAUGAAGAGAAGAGGAGAAAGAAAAUUGUGCCUGGGAGUUUGAUGAAAGCAUUGAUGAGACCUGGUGGAGGGGAAUCAAAACCUUCGGAUGGUGAUCAGGUAAUAUAUCACUGCACAGUACGAACACUGGAUGGUGUAGUUGUUGAGUCCACAAGAUCAGAAUAUGGUGGCAAGGGUAUACCGAUAAGACAUGUUCUGGGCAAGAGCAAACUGAUACUGGGAUUGCUAGAAUGUAUUCCCACAAUGUUGAAGGGUGAAGUGGCAAUGUUCAAGAUGAAACCUCAAAUGCACUAUGGGGAGGAUGAUUGUCCAGUUCAAGCACCAAAUAGUUUUCCUAAAGAUGAUGAGCUUCAUUUUGAAAUUGAACUGAUUGAUUUUUCUAAAGUCAAGGUUGUUAGCGAUGAUUUGGGAGUUCUAAAGAAGAUAAUAAAUGAAGGGAAGGGUUGGGAAUGUCCUAGAGAGCCUUAUGAAGUAAAAGCAUGGAUAUCAGCAAUGACAGGGGAUGGAAAGUCGAUUAUGUCACGCACUGAAGAGCCCUAUUUCUUUACAUUUGGAAAAUGUGAGGUGCCUAAAGGCCUUGAAAUGGGAAUAGGAACAAUGAACCGGGAAGAAAAGGCUGUAAUAUACGUAUCUAAUCAGUACUUGACUCAGUCUCCUUUCAUGCCGAUGGUAGAAGAUUUUGCGGAAGUUCAUUUCGAGGUGGAACUUGUCCAUUUUAUUCAGGUGCAGCAACUUCUUCACCUUGGAGGUUAUGGUUGUUUGUUUUUCUAGUAGAAUGCUGAUACAGAGUUGUGAAAACGUUGUAUAUUAAUUGAAAAUUACUCACAUUUUCAGUGCUAGAGUAUUGUUUAUCGUCUUGCCAUGUAUCUUGGUAUUAUUUUUCUCAAAGUUACAGUGCAUGUUUUAACUUUGAUUCUCUGCUUUAUCUUUUUUUUUUUUCAUGCCUAUUGAGUUACAGCAUAUAGUUGUAUGCACUUAUUCAUUAAUACUUUGUUUGCCUGUAAUUCUCUGUCAUGCUAUUUUAUGAUGUCAGUGAGGAGCACUCUCGUCAGCGAACUUCCUUGUUCCUGGAGCCUGGAGGUGAUUAAGGUGCUGAAUAAGCAAAAAUCACAUUUAUUACAAAUUUGUUGGAUAUAGUUAAUUGUAUUCAACAUCAAAAUUUUAAACUUACAAGGAACAGGUUCAUUGCAUUAAGGCUCUGUUAGGUAUAAGAAUUUUCAUUUCUUAAAUUCAUGUCAUGGAACUACUUAGGAAGUGUGGGUUGAUAGGAUCAUAAGAUCUCAACGGCAACCCAAAAAAAGAAUCCCCAGAAAACAGUCAACACUUCAGGAUCAACCCCCACGAUUCCCACUCAACUUCUGCACUUCCCACCUCCACGAUCUCUGGCCAACUUCUGCACUCUGCAUAAUCCCACGAUCUCUGCCCAGCUUCUGCACUCCGCAUGAUCCCCGCAAUACACCAGCCCAGUCACUUAUCCUUUCACAUGUUUAAUUUCUUUCUGCUAUUUAAACUACUAGAAGAACGACUAAAAAGAGGAGAACAUUUAUGCAAAAUUACCUGUGGUCAUUCUCGCCCGAAAGAGAAAAGUUUAUGAAAAAUAUUAACGGCUUUGACUAUAAUCUAUCAAUUGGUAUCAAAGUCAUGUCUAAUAAAGAGAGGAUUGAACAACUCGAAGCAAGUGUGGGGGUUUUGCAAGAUAGCUUCAGCAGAUUGGAGCUGGGAGUCGCGGAUAAGUUGAACCAGAUGGAGGACACCCUCAAACGGUUGAUCGAGACGUUGCUAGCCAAUCAAGAGGAUUAUAGCAGCAACACCCCAGUCCGAGCAGGGCCGACAUAGCUUGCCCGUGACGAAGGACACGGAAGAAAUGAAGGUAACCGUUCCCCCUUCCACUCCCGACUUGCCAAACUAGAAUUUUCAAUUUUUGUAGGGAAUGAUCCGACUGAAUAGAUCAGUCGGGUGGAACAAUUCUUUGAUUACCAAGCCACUGCCGACGAACAGAAAGUGCAACUGGCUUCUUUUCACUUGGAAGGUGAAACCAACCAGUGGUGGCAAUGGCUUCGCCGAACUUAUCAAGAAGAGGGGAAGUUGGUGACAUGGACCAGAUUUGUAGAAGAACUUUGGGCCCGCUUUGGACCAACAGAGGCUGAAGACUUUGAUGAGACAUUGUCUAAAAUUAAACAAGUCGGCCCGUUGAGAAAGUACCAAAAGGAGUUUGAACGGCUUGACAACCGGGUCCACGGGUGGACCCAAAAGGUUUUAAUUGGCACCUUCAUGGGCGGGCUUUAGCUCGAGAUAGCAGAUGGAAUAAGGAUGUUCAAGCCCAAGACCUUGAAGGAUGUAAUAAGUCUGGCCCACAUGCGCGAGGAACAGUUGGGCCGUUAAGGGGCAGGCUAGACUUGGGCAGGCUAGACUGGGGCAGGCGGAAUCAACUCGACCCACAAUCACGCUCCCUAUCCGACCAAACUCCGCGAGCUCUAGUAGAAAUAGUCGCAGUUCCCAAGCAGUUAUCUUGGGAAGAGGCACAGCGUUGGCGAACACAAGGUCUGUGCUUCCACUGUAACGAAAAGUUUACCUUUGGCCACAGAUGCCGUUGAUCCCAACUAUUACUUAUAGAAGGCAAUGAAGAGGAAGAGAAUGUUGAUCCUGUGAAGCCUGGCUAAACGGAGAGACCAAAGGUACCUGAACCUUGAGGACAAGGUUCUAAAAAAGGGGGAGGCAAUGAUAGGAUUAUAAGAUCUCAAUGGCAACCCAAAAAAGGAAUCCCUAGAAAACAGUCAACACCCUAGGAUCAACCCCCACGAUUCCCGCUCAACUUCUGCUCUCCCAACCUCCACGAUCUCUGGCCAACUUCUGCACUCCGCAUGAUCCCACGAUCUCUGCCCCGCUUCUGCAUUCCGCAUGAUCCCCACAACACACUAGCCCAGUCACUUAUCCUUUCACAUGUUUAAUUUCUUUUUGCUAUUUAACCUAUCAGAAGCACGAGUAAAAGGAGGAGAACAUUUCUGCAAAAUUACCUGUGGUCAUUCUCACCCGAAAGAGAAAAGUUUUUUUGAAAAAUCUUAACGGCUUUGACUGGGACCUAUUAUGAGUUCAUAGAAUAAUCAGCACAAAUAAAAAAGGUUUCUAAAAGCACUAAAAAUAUCACUUUAAAAUUUUCAAAUUCUAUCAUCAUUUUAAUAUUAUAUUAUUCAUUGCUAACUAACUUAUUUGUUUUAUAAUAAGAUCAUAUAAAUUCAGAAAAUGAAAACGGAAAAACGUUUUCAUGUAC